Molecule: messenger RNA, 580 nt
Organism: Anopheles nili
Lineage: Eukaryota; Metazoa; Arthropoda; Insecta; Diptera; Culicidae
Exons: 1
Coding region: 7-513 (168 amino acids)
Source: RefSeq, a predicted model, not a curated record
UAAGCCAUGUAUAGCCAACAAGGUUCGGGUGGCGUUACGCAUAAUUUUCCCUCAUACGGAUAUAAGGAAGAGAAUAAGUGGCAAAUCGAUCGAUGGGUGCAAGCAGCCGAAGGUGUAGUACCACAUGAUGCCGUCAUUGGCGGGUAUGAAGGCGAAACUACGUUCAUCGGACGCGCCAAACACCGGGGAUCGAUCACGCCCGGCCGGAUAGUGCCGUCGAAGAAAGCGUGCCUCGUGGUGUGGGGUGGCGAGGAGCACGAAAUCCAUGACUACCAAGUGCUGUGCGGGUACGAGGGCAAAUUUGUGCCCACCACCAAUGGAUACAUACCCCACGGGGCGCUAAAAGGUGGAGUGAGCGAGAAUGGCGCGCCGCUGUACAUCGGAUUGGUACGGUUCGGGUUAUCGACGAUCAUUGGCAAAGUACAACCUGACCAUCGCUGCUGCUACAUCUCGAUCGAUGGAGUGGAGAAAUCGUUUAGGGAGUGUGAUAUUUUAGUUUCCAAAUCCGCCUGAAAGCGUGCCUUGAGUGCUUCUUAAAACGCAAAAGUCGAACGAAGAAACUACCUCUUUCUUACUUGAA